AUGACUGACGGCUCUGUGCGAUUCGAUGGUCGUGUCGCAAUCGUGACGGGCUCUGGUCGAGGUCUUGGUCGCGAAUACGCAGUCUCUCUUGGUCGCUUAGGAGCUGCUGUAGUUGUGAACAGCACCAAGGAAAAGACGGCUCAAAGUACAGCCGAAGAGAUCAUAAGGGCGGGCGGGACGGCGGUAGCCGUUGUUGGUAGCGUCGCCGACCGACUUACUGCGGACUCACUAGUGGAAGCUGCUGUGAAGAAUUUUGGACGGGUCGAUAUCGUUAUUAAUGAUGCGGGCUCCGGCGACUCCGCUAAUUUUGAGAAUGAAAUGACCUCGAAACUCUCGGACAGCUUCAGUGUACAUGUUGUAGGAGCGUGGAAUGUUACUCAGGCAGCAUGGCCGUACAUGAAAGCAGUUCCGCGUUCAGUACUCAAACGGUGA
This is a messenger RNA of Alternaria burnsii, 432 nucleotides long. RefSeq lists its product as uncharacterized. The coding region runs from base 1 to 432 and encodes 143 amino acids. The record is from RefSeq and is a predicted model, not a curated record. The transcript has a single exon. Lineage: Eukaryota; Fungi; Ascomycota; Dothideomycetes; Pleosporales; Pleosporaceae.